AUGCCUCCCACUGAUCUGACUAGCCCUUCAAUGAGACUUCUUUCGCAUUUUCAAUUCGAUCUCAAUAACUUAAUAGCUAGAGAUGCAAUCGACGAUGGAUUGCCUAAUCCUAGGGGAAAGAACCUUGCGAAUUUGGCGAUUGCCUUUGCUUGUCUAAGUUUCUUUUUUGUCAGCGCGAGGUUAGGGACGAGAGUGUUUAUGCAGAAGUUGGAGAUAGAUGAUUGGUUCAUUGUGCCGGCAUUGCUAAUGGCACUUGCCAUGGCAGUGACGUUCAACAUGGAAGCCAAAAAUGGUUUCGGUCUGCACACCUCGCAAGUAUCGAAAGAACAUAGGAUCGAGGCCCUCAAAGUUAGUCCAAUUUCUUUCCUCGUGUAUCCAUUCCCAUUCAAUCCAGCACCAGCUAAUAUGUUGAAGUGGUUCUUCGCUGCUCAACUUCUGUACAAAAUCGCUUCAUGUUUCACGAAAAUCAGUAUCUGUCUUUUUUACCUACGGAUAUUUCCCUCGAAGAAUUUCAGAAUCGCAACUUUUGUUACCAUUGGAAUAGUCAUUGUAUACAGCAUUGCAGCAGUCAGUGCCACCAUUUGGUCAUGCAAUCCCAUCGAGAGAUCAUGGAAUAAAGCCCUUCCUGGUUCAUGCAUACAGAUCGGAAACGUUUGGUAUAGCACAUCUGUAAUGGCAAUAGUAACCAAUUUGAUAAUUAUCGUUUUACCAAUUUAUCAAAUUCGACGACUUCAACUUCCGUUAAGUCAGAAGUUUGGAUUGGUGCUAAUGUUUAGUCUUGGAUUUUUUGUCAUUGCAUGCACAGUUGUUCGAAUGGCCACAGUUGGGCCAGCCAUCACUGCGACGGACACAAUGUAUUAUCAAGCGACGUCAAACUCAUGGACUUUCCUCGAAGUGAAUGUUUCCAUAAUCUGCGCUUCUUUACCAAUCUUAAAAGCUCCCAUAGUAAAGUUUUGUCCCUGGUUGAUGCGCAACAAAACGACAACGUCAGCAUAUGAUAUGAACUUCUCGAAAGAUAAUUAUGGAACCAAGAACGCACUUCCAAGUCAUGAUGGUAGUGUAAAGCACAGUAGGAUCAAGAGUGUCAAUGGAAAGACCACGACGGACACGCCUAGGGAUAGCGAUGAAGAGUUUAUCUUGGAGGAAAUGGGAAAGGGGGUGAGGAAAACGACAGAGUUCAAUGUUAGCUAUGAGGCGACGAGUAUUGAAAAUGUUGGUGGUAGGACGAGUAUCUUGAAGACUUGA
Messenger RNA from Botrytis byssoidea, 1245 nucleotides. RefSeq lists its product as uncharacterized. The record is from RefSeq and is a predicted model, not a curated record. Bases 1 to 1245 code for a protein of 414 amino acids. Lineage: Eukaryota; Fungi; Ascomycota; Leotiomycetes; Helotiales; Sclerotiniaceae. The transcript is spliced from 5 exons.